GGUAGUGACACAGAACGAGAUGGAGUAGCCCCAGAAAAGUCUUCUCCAGAAAGAGAGAAGAAAAAGGAACAAUCAGAUGCCUCUAGUUCUCCCAGAACAUCAAAACAUCAUUAUUCAAGAUCACGCUCACGGUCAAGGGAAAGAAGGCGGAAGUCAGAUACUGAAGGAAGAAAACACAGAAGCCGGAGCAGAAGCAAAGAGGCAAGAAGACAUGAAUCCAAAGAGAAGUCCUCCAAGAAGCACAAAUCUGAAGACCACAAUGACAAAGAACAUUCUUCUGACAAGGGAAGAGAUAGCCUAAAUUCAUCUGAAAAUGGUGAGGAUAGACAUAAACGCAAAGAGAGAAAAUCAUCAAGAGGGAGGAGUCAUUCAAGAUCCAGGUCUCGUGAAAGACGCCAUCGUAGUAGAAGUCGUGAUAGGAAAAAAUCCCGAUCUCGCAGCAGAGAGAGAAAACGACGUUUAAGAUCUCGUUCUAGAUCAAGAUCUAGACACAGGCAUAGAAGUAGAAGUAAAAGCAGAACUAGGAGUAGAAGCAGGGAGAGAAAGAAAAGAAUUGAGAAGCCCCGAAGGUUCAGAAAAAAACGGAGUCCAAGUCCUCCACCUUUUCGGGGACGAAAUACAGCUAUGGAUGCACAGGAAGCAUUAGCCAGAAGACUGGAAAGAGCAAAGAAACUGCAAGAACAGAGAGAGAAAGAAAUGGUUGAAAAACAGAAGCAACAGGAAAUGGCUGCAGCGGCUGCAGCCACCGGAGGUUCCGUUAUUAAUGUUGCUGCUCUUCUGGCAUCGGGAACACAAGUAACUCCUCAAAUAGCGAUGGCAGCUCAGAUGGCAGCACUACAAGCAAAAGCACUGGCAGAGACUGGAAUAGCUGUACCUAGCUAUUACAACCCAGCAGCAGUGAAUCCAAUGAAAUUUGCUGAGCAAGAGAAAAAGCGGAAGAUGCUUUGGCAAGGCAAAAAGGAAGGG
This is a messenger RNA of Eurypyga helias (sunbittern), 966 nucleotides long. It is a transcript of the gene RSRC2, whose product is annotated as arginine/serine-rich coiled-coil 2. Lineage: Eukaryota; Metazoa; Chordata; Aves; Eurypygiformes; Eurypygidae. The record is from RefSeq and is a predicted model, not a curated record. The transcript is spliced from 7 exons. The annotation marks the transcript as partial.